Paraglomus brasilianum is the source of this 1289-nucleotide messenger RNA. Lineage: Eukaryota; Fungi; Glomeromycota; Glomeromycetes; Paraglomerales; Paraglomeraceae. The record is from the annotation of a GenBank genome assembly.
AACGAACGAUCGAUAUGCUUUUUGGAAACAGUUCUACUCGCAUUAACAUACUCAGAGGGUUCGAUACGCAUCUAACUAGUUCGAGAUUUCGCUCCCGUACUUUCAGCGUUCGCUACUUAACCGCAUCCAAUCAUCCAAUCACUUUCAACGCGCAAACUACCCAAGCUCCUUGUAUAACUCCCAUAACAGUGAACAUUAAUAAUAAUACAUACCCAAUUGACGAAUAUACAAACGUUACGGAGAACGUUUUAUCGAAAACAACGCGCAAGUUACAUCUCCAAGUUGGUCAUCCUCUCCAUACGCUUCGCACAUUAAUCGAACAGCAUUUUGUGGGAUUUACGUUUUUGCCAUCAUAUGAUCCUGUUGUAUCAACAGUGCAAAAUUUCGACGAACUGGGCUUUCCAAAAGACCAUGUUGGACGGAGUUUGUCUGAUAGCUAUUACAUAAAUAAGGAUAUAAUGCUGAGAACUCACACAUCUGCUCAUCAACUACAAGUUUUCCGAUCAAACGUGGAUAAAUUUCUCCUAACCGCAGAUGUAUAUCGACGAGAUGAAAUAGACUCUCGUCAUUAUCCGGUAUUUCACCAGAUGGAAGGUGCUCGGAUCUUUCCCGUGUCUUCUGCUGUUUCCGUCAUAGAGGAAGAGUUGUCAUCAGAAACACUUGCGCCCACCCAAAUUAAAACCAUUGACGAUACAGUAAUCACCAAGAAUAACCCACUACAGCCAUGUCACGAUGCUGAUGCUACGAAUGCCGUAAUCAAACAUUUAAAGCACUCUUUGAAUGGAAUGGUUAAGAAACUGUUUAUUGGGCAAGACUUGGAAGUAAGAUGGCUAGAUUCGUAUUUCCCUUUUACAAGUCCAAGUUGGGAAAUGGAAAUUCUCUAUCAUGGAAAAUGGCUUGAGAUUUGUGGUUGUGGAGUGAUUAAACAUCACAUACUUGACAAUUCUGGCAUGUAUGAUAUUGAUUACUUGUUUCGACCUGGUGUUAUCAGCAAAUUUAGGCCAUAUUCCAAGUAUCCUUCUUGUAUCAAAGAUAUCAGCUUUUGGUUGAACGAUAAUAACUUCCAUGAGAAUAAUUUUUGCGAAAUUGUCAGAAAUGUUGCCGGAGACAUUGUGGAGGACACUAAAUUGAUUGACGACUAUUUGCAUCCAGAAACUAAGAAACGCAGUCUCUGUUACAGAAUCCAUUACAGAUCAAUGGACCGGACCGUUUCGAACGAUGAAAUUAAUGCAAUUCAGGAUAGAGUCCGUCAACAACUUGUAGACGAAUUGGGGAUAACAUUACGAUAA